Messenger RNA from Theobroma cacao (cacao), 1927 nucleotides. RefSeq names its product 7-deoxyloganetin glucosyltransferase-like. The record is from RefSeq and is a predicted model, not a curated record. Lineage: Eukaryota; Viridiplantae; Streptophyta; Magnoliopsida; Malvales; Malvaceae. Gene Ontology annotation, molecular function: quercetin 3-O-glucosyltransferase activity; quercetin 7-O-glucosyltransferase activity.
UAAUAGUCAAAGAUAUGGAGUCAGGUUUGGCAGAUUGGUUAUAAAAGGAAGUAGAUAGACCUUUCGUUUGGGUACAACCCUGAGACAAGAAGCUGGACAAUUUUUAGAAAUCGAAGGAUGGCUUGCAAUAAUGCAGUCGCUGACAUGCCGCAUGCCGUAUGUAUCCCAUAUCCAGCUCAAGGUCACAUAAACCCAAUGCUGAAGCUAGCAAAAGUCCUUCACCUUAAAGCCAUUCACGUAACCUUUGUCAACACUGACUACAACCAUAAACGCCUACUCAGAUCCAGGGGGCCGAAUUCGCUCGAUGGUUUGCCGGAUUUUUGCUUUGAAACCAUCCCGGAUGGCCUUCCACCAUCUGAUGCUGAUGCCACCCAAGACAUUCUUCCUUUAUUCGAGUCCCUUUCCAAGAACUGCUUAGACCCAUUCCGUGAUCUGCUUUACAAGCUCAAUGACUCCGCAUCUUCAAUUGUCCCGCCCGUGACCUGUAUUAUUGCAGAUGAUGGCAUGUCAUUCCCCAUGGAGGCAGCUGAAGAAUUUGGCAUUCCCGGUGUACGUUUUUGGACAGCCAGCGCUUGCUUAUGUGUUUGUUUCGCUCAGCUUCCACGUUUGGUUGAAGAAGGGUUAACCCCUGUGACAAAUGCGGGCGGUCUAACAAAUGAAUAUUUGGAUACUGUUAUAGAUUGGAUGCCUGGAAUGAAAAAAAUGCGUUUCAGAGAUCUUCCAAGUUAUUUUAGAACUACAGACCCGAAUGACUGGAUGCUGAAUUAUCUCCUCGACCAAGCCUCGCUCGACUCUAAAGCUUCGGCUUUCAUUUUCAACACAUUUGACUCGUUGGAAAAAGACGCUUUGGAUGCUAUUUCGGCCAUGUUUCUUACCCCUGUUUACAGCAUUGGUCCUAUUCACUUGCUUGUUGAUCAGAUCGGACAUGAUAAAUUGAAACAUAUUGAUUCAAAUUUGUGGAAAGAAGAAACUGAAUGUCUCAAAUGGCUCGAUACAAAAGAACCAAACUCUGUGGUGUACGUAAAUUUUGGCAGCGUCGCCGUGUUGAGUCCUCAACAACUUGUGGAAUUCGCUUGGGGCCUUGCUAAUAGCAAAAAGCAGUUUUUGUGGAUAAUGAGGCCUGAUCUCGUCGCGGGUGAGGCAGGGAUUUUGCCACCUGAAUUCGUCUCCGAAACUAAAGAUAGAGGCAUGUUAGCAAGCUGGUGUCCACAAGAGCAGGUCCUCAAGCACCCGUCAAUGGGAGGGUUCUUAUCUCACAUGGGAUGGAAUUCAACCAUCGAAAGUAUAUCUGCUGGUGUGCCAAUGCUUUGUUUGCCAGUUCUUGCAGAUCAGCAAACUAACUGCCGGCUUGCUUGCACGGAAUGGGGAAUUGGCAUGGAGAUUGAUAACAAUGUAAAGAGAGAUCAAGUGGAAAUGCUUGUUAGGGAGUUAAUGGAGGGAGACAAGGGUGUGGAAAUGAAGGCAAAUGCCUUGGAAUGGAAGAAAAAGGCAGCGGAGGCUUCUAGGCCCGGUGGUGGUUCUUUCGAGAAUUUGGAUAAACUGUUAAUCCACGUUCUUCUGUCAGAUAAGCAUACAGAUCACUUAAAAAGGGACAAGAACAGACAUUAAAAGUGUCUUUCACGGAUCUUUCUUGGUCAAGGUGGAAGCAGCUGAAUUUGGUUAAGGAAGGAAGAAUUAGACAGGAGGGAAGCAACGGCUACCUGGCAAUUGAAGAAGAAGCUGAUGAAGCAAUAAGCAUGUCGGUUUUUUCUUUUCCCAAAUUCUAGGACUGUAAAACAUUUUAUUUGGUGUCAUUUUGUUUAGUCAACUUAUUGUUAUUCCUUAAACGCUCAGACUAGUGUCGUUUAAUUAAGUUUUUUAAUAGUGUUUGUGGCUAUAUGCUACCUAAGAUUGUUGUUUUGUUCUUCCUCAAGCUUAAUAAAUUUUG